Molecule: messenger RNA, 1077 nt
Organism: Rhizoctonia solani
Lineage: Eukaryota; Fungi; Basidiomycota; Agaricomycetes; Cantharellales; Ceratobasidiaceae
Exons: 4
Coding region: 1-1077 (358 amino acids)
Source: RefSeq, a predicted model, not a curated record
AUGGCUGCACCUGGUUACUCUAGUAGCGAAAACUCUGCUCCAGCAUAUUCUGCCUCAGCGUCGGAUGGCGAACAUGUUCUAGAGUUUCAAUCACCACUAGUCGCCCGGCCAGUUAAUCUUCCAGACCGAUAUGUAUUUCAAUCGCAGCGCAUAAAGCUAGACCUGGGAGCACGGGUCUGGCCUACAGAUACCCCAUGUUUUGGGUAUACUGGUACUGUCAAGGGUGUGGUAUCUGUAGCGUCUCUUGAACAUGUCAAGUCCGUUGUUGUUGUGGUUGAAGGAGUAGUGACAACAAGCUAUAUGGAGCGAGGGGUUCUUGCUGGGCACUCAGAGUCCAUCUUGUUUCAGCGCUCCACUACACUAUACAAAAAGGGACCUAUUUUACCAGAUCUAGAGUCCGGUCUGGAUUAUCCGUUUUCAAUAGGGUUUCCUACUACCUGCGAUGGUAGGAUAGACCCCCUCCCACCUUCUUUCAAGUAUUCUUUUCCUGGGGUAUUGUUGAAGAUUCAAUAUCAUGUCCGCGUUGAAAUGCCAAGAUCAGGCCUGCGCCGAUGGGAGAAUAUCAUGGUUCCUAUCUUAUACCUCCCACGUUCUCAUGCACAUACAAGUCUUCAGGAACUUCCGUUGUAUACAGACAGGGUCGACCCUUCAGUCAUGACUCCAACUCAAGGUAUGAAGGAAAUCGACCUCCCUCCCAGAUCAGCCAAUAAAACGAGUAAACACAGCAAGCCCCUAAGUACUGGUGUUCAAGCCAAGAUUGCACUCCCUUUCCCCUUGAUUGUAGCGUCUGGCGACCCUAUACCCUUUGUCAUAACAAUUCACUCUCAAUCACAAGCAAUUGCAGUCCUUUAUACCAACAUCACACUCCAACUUUUUAAAGUCACGACAACUCAGGUACCUCAAGGCACUCUCUCUAAAGAAGAAGUUCUAGCCUCUGGAAAUGCAUAUGACCUGGAGCAACCAGGAAAUGGAGUUCAAGUUCUGCGUGGAGAGCUGGGAAGCGGGGUUCUGGGAGCUGAGCACUCCUGGUCAGUAGGGGAAAUGAUUCAAAUAAAGGUGAAUCCCGCCUCUAAAUGA